UGAAACCUUCUAGAGGUCAGGUCAGGGGUUCGAAUCCCGGCGUAAGCGAGCUUUUCUUGCAAAAUGAGUUUUUCUCUCGCUUCCGCUCCUGGCCUAGUGGAUAGCGCUAGUUCGUGUGUACACAGAGGGAAGAGAGUGCUGAACUCUUCUCGCCUUAAAAAUCGAAGGCAAGGCACCGCAGGAGGGGAGGGUAGAGAGGGGCUCUUCUGUGUGACCACAGCGCUGGGUCCCGACGCUGCUGCCACUACCAACCACGGCUCGGCUAAGCUCCAAGAGGGACAGCCGAAGCCUGCCCAAGCUGGGGAAUCCGCCGGUGCAUCUGCGAGCGUAGCACCCUCGCAGAGCAGUCACCAUCCCGGAUAUUUCCACGCCCUGGUCGGUGACGGUCGCGACAGCGACAACAACAGCAGCGCUAGCGACGGCGCCAAGGCUGGAAUUCAAACCCUCGACACCGACCCACCCCCUGACGACGACGAUGACGAUGACGACAACGCUGACGACGACCUCGCACACGACAUCCUGCAGAACCGCGCCGACGCCGCCAGUCAGCAGAGUGCACCGCUUGUGGCAAGCGGCGGGCCGCUGGAGGCCGUUCUCGUCAGCGCGGUCACAAAGGCAGUGGAGACGGAGAAGGCCCCGCCGGCGUGGGUCCUUAGCAUGCUUAUGCCGGGAGCCGCUCACCAGCAAAACAUCCAGAAGCAAGUGUAGGCCCUGACCUGCUGUGCUUAUUUCUUGACAUUUUUAUGCACGUUUUUGCGCACGUGCGUGAGCCCCGUGUUUACGGUCGCCAAAUCUUUGCAAAAAUGUCUAAAUUUUCCAGUUUUCAAACAUUUGCGGAUGAAGAUUUUGUUUCACUUUUUUCGGGAGAAAAUCUUCGGCUGAAUAUUCUCAAAGAUUUUGAAAUGGGGCAAAAGUCGCUCAUUUUACAAGAUGUUUGACAAACAUUUUGAAAUGGGGCAGGUCGCGCAAAUGUUUGGGCGGCGGAAAAGGCAAGUAGCGCCGCAUUUUCGGCACGUAUGCCGCCAACACACACGAAGACACCCCAACAACACACGAACACACGAGUAUAUCUACACGCACACGAGAAGGCCGCGCCGACGAGAAGGCCACGCCCAAUAUGGAUGAGGAGUCCAUGAUGGCCGGGGCUGCUGCCGCAGCAUCGAGUUUGCAGAACAUUAUGCACACGUUCGACUCCGGUGGUGAGCAAAAUGACCAAGAACCGGGUGGUUUGUUCGGCGAUCUGCUGGUGGUGGUGGAGGAGGAGG
Molecule: messenger RNA, 1265 nt
Organism: Ectocarpus sp. CCAP 1310/34
Lineage: Eukaryota; Phaeophyceae; Ectocarpales; Ectocarpaceae
Source: the annotation of a GenBank genome assembly